AUGGGAAGCGCAGGUCGAGCUUGGAAUGCGGUUUCCACGGGAGAGUCGCAGCAGCACGGUGCACGGUGCAUUGCCGACCGGCAAGCGAUCUACGCAUCGGUGUGCGGAAGCCUGGGCUCUGGCGCUGCUUGGGGUCAAAUCGACCUGUUCCUGUUAAACCGCUGCGCCUGCCGCAGGCACCUGUGGGCGCUGCGGGUGGCGGAGGCAAAGCAGCUGCAGCGCCGCGAGCGGCGGCGGGCCGCCCGCCAGGCCGGAAAGCAGCACGGCCCUCUGGCGGCCGCAAGCGACAACGACGAUGGGGGCGACGUCACGGAUUCCGAGGAUGAGGGCAGCAGCGGGUCAGAGGAAGAUGACAGCGCGGACACCGACGCCCCGGCCGAGGCCAGCGGGCAUGGCGCAGGCGGCAGCGACGCGGCAGCUGCGGCGGACCCUGUGGAACCCGAGGAUGUGGAGGAGCAGGCCGCGCUGGCCGCACUGUGCGCGCGCCUCGCGCGCGCCCACCGCCUCGGCGGCCGCGUGUCGGCGGCGUUCGACGGGGACACCUUCAUUUUUGAGAAGCACGAGGGGCUGGACGCCGCGCCGGCCGAGGUCGACUUUGAGUCGCUGAGGGCCGAGAAGCGCCACAACGACUGCCGCGCGCUCCAGAUCGACCCGGAGCUCGCGGACCGCAAGCGCAGGGCGGCGGAGUUCAGAGGCGCGAGCGCGGCGCGGAGCCGGGGCCAGGGCCGGGGACGGCAGCCGUUUGGCCGGGGCGGGCGGGGGCGUGGGCAGCAGCGGAGGUAG
Messenger RNA from Monoraphidium neglectum, 783 nucleotides. RefSeq lists its product as hypothetical. Lineage: Eukaryota; Viridiplantae; Chlorophyta; Chlorophyceae; Sphaeropleales; Selenastraceae. The record is from RefSeq and is a predicted model, not a curated record. The coding region runs from base 1 to 783 and encodes 260 amino acids. The transcript has a single exon.